Molecule: messenger RNA, 1209 nt
Organism: Bombyx mori (domestic silkworm)
Lineage: Eukaryota; Metazoa; Arthropoda; Insecta; Lepidoptera; Bombycidae
Exons: 7
Coding region: 6-1046 (346 amino acids)
Molecular function (GO): protein binding
Source: RefSeq, a predicted model, not a curated record
CUGAUAUGAAUUGUCAAAAAGUCAAAUAUAUCUUGCGAGGUCUCUCCGAAAAAGAACAUUUGGAAACAUUAGAUUUUAGUCACUGUAAAAUUGGCGACGAUGGUGCAGCUUCAAUCGCAAAAUUCAUUACAAGAAGUGACAAUCUCAGAAAUUUGAAGAUAGCUGAUAACAUAUUUGGUCCAUUUGGUGCUGAAAGUAUAGCCCAUGCACUCAAUAAUUCUGGUUGCGGAAUUCGAAGCUUAGAUCUAAGCUUAAACACUAAUUUAGGAUCUGAAGGGAUAGCACAUAUCGCUGUGUCGAUAGCGAGAGGAUGCAGUCUAACGGAAUUGAAUAUAUCUGGUUGUGGCAUCAAGCCUGGGCCUUUAAAGAAGGCACCAAUUGGAGUUUGGUCUGCAACAAGUGCAGAAAAUCCACCAACAUGCGGAGACUUACUGGCCCGAGCAAUAGGUUUGGUAAAAACGCCUUUAAGGUCUUUGGAUAUUAGCGUGAACAAUAUUGGGACGCCGAGUGAUAACACUCUCUCGAACGCUAUUUGUCUAAGUUAUAUUACGGACGUUAAUUUAAAAAGAUCGGGUAUGGUACCUCUAUCAAUGGCUAUAGCUGAAUCAGCAGCAGCAGCUCAGAGACUACGAAAAGAGGCCGAAAAGGGUAUAAAAUUCAGAAGAAGUGCUGGCAGGGUCUUACAAGCUCGGAGAGUUGCAAAAGGAAUGAAUAUUGAUGCGGAUCCCAUUUUGCUAGCUCAACAAUUAUCAGCUCGACCUUCUAUAGUAUCAGUAGCUUCAGAAGAAGGAGUUUACAAUAUUCAAACACAGCCCUUGCCUACAGACUUUGGCUUUGUUCCUGCGUUCAAGAGUCCGUUGCCAUCUUCUCGUGCUUCGUCCAUAACAGGGCCACCAACAUCACGACGUUCAAGUCAUCAUAUUAUUUUAGAACCAGUGAAGGAAGUGCGACGUACUGCUUUAAUUCGACGUGGGUCUGAUGGAUCUUUAUUACAGCCACGUAGUAACGAGGAUAACGAAAGACAUAUCAAGAUUUUUGUGUCUUAAAACUGUAUAGAAGUCUACCGAGUCAAUUUUCAUUACAGGAAAUUAUCACCCGGUAUGACAUGUAACGGAAUCUAUAAAUUGGCUAUAUACCCUAGAUUAUUAUGUUUCCUGUAUUCCUAUUUUACUUCAAAUUUGAAAACAAUUAUAGAUUGGUUAAAAUGAU